Messenger RNA from Sphaerodactylus townsendi, 5830 nucleotides. It is a transcript of the gene ZHX3, whose product is annotated as zinc fingers and homeoboxes 3. The transcript is spliced from 5 exons. Gene Ontology annotation, molecular function: DNA-binding transcription factor activity, RNA polymerase II-specific; DNA binding. The coding region runs from base 619 to 3420 and encodes 933 amino acids. The record is from RefSeq and is a predicted model, not a curated record. Lineage: Eukaryota; Metazoa; Chordata; Lepidosauria; Squamata; Sphaerodactylidae. Gene Ontology annotation, cellular component: nucleus. Gene Ontology annotation, biological process: regulation of transcription by RNA polymerase II.
UCCGCGUUGAACUCUGUGUGUGUUGUGCCCGCCCGCGUCGUAUUCUCCUUCCCUUUCCCCCUCCACCUCUUGCCAUAGGGAGCGCACAGAGUCCACCCUCGGCCGUCACGCUGCUCCUGUGGCGUCGAUUCGACAGUUCGUCUCCCCCCCCCCGCCCAGCCGCUCCUCCUCCUCCUCCUCUUCCACGCUAGACGGAGCCACAGUGGGGGCCUCGCUGCCGGCUUCCUGGGACGCCUGGGCUUCGCUACACGGGCGUUGGGACCCGGCGACCGAAAGGGAGAAGUUACCUUUGGAGAAGGUCUGAUUCUGGAGGACUGCCGCUGUCACAACAAAGAGAUUUUAGGGAUGCCUACAAGAACAGAGAAGGAGACGGAAAAGAACAUAUUAAGAGAGCGUUAGAGAUCUACAGCACUGUGCCAGACCCAUGUGUGCCUACACAGAAGACACUCGAUGAACAACAAUUACAGAUUCCAAUUCAAUGGCAAACUUGAAUGGCUAUCACAACACUUGACACCCAUGUUUCCUGGCAUCAUGGAAUUUCUGGAAUUCCAUCUACAAAGCAUUCUCAAAAAGUAAUGGUUUACUUGUAAGUUUCAAUUAUCUCUACGAGUUGCAAUAAUGGCCAGCAAAAGGAAGUCCACGACCCCCUGUAUGAUACCGACAAAAACACUGGCACUGCAGGAGUCUCAGUCAGCCUCUGUUGGAGUUGAUCCUGAAGGGCUUCAGCUACCUGCAACUCCUGCUGCUGCACCUGUUGCUGAAACUGUUAGCAGUAAUCACAACGGUGGGACGCUGUCCAAUGGACACAAAGGAAUUGUGGAUGGUGAUACGUACAGGUGUAGGUACUGUGAUUUUGGCUGUCAAGAUGUUAGUCGGUUUCUUGGGCACUUGGAUUCUGAGCACAAAGACUUUAGCAAAGACCCCUCCUUUGUCUGUGUGCAGUGCAGUCUCCUGGUAAAGAGCCACAAAGAGCUUUCUGGUCACAAUGCAGAGAGCCAUGCUGGGGAAACCAGCUUCAUCUGCAACGUCACAAAACAAGGCAGCCGCGUGGUUGUGGAGCAGACUGUUGAGGAUACCACUUCCACCACCCAAGUUGUUUCAGGGGAUCUUCCAGGAGAAGGGCAAGACAGCCAAGCUGAAAUUAUCAUUACCAAAACGCCCAUUAUGAAAAUAAGGAAAGCAAAACCCGAAGUGAAAAAAAUCCACACGUUGAAAGAAAAUUCGUCGAGUCAACCGGUCAGUGAUUCGGAGAAGAAAGGUAGCGAACAGCCAUUCGCCAAUGGACCUGCACCGUCGGUUCAGUCAAAUGCAGUCAAACCAACUCCGGUUGUCAACGGCUCAAUUUUAGGGAAAGUGCCUAUUUUGCAGGCAGGCAUCACCCAACUUGUACACUUGCAGCAGCAACCACAAGUUCAGCAGCAACUGCCCACAUCGAAAUCUCUUCCCAAAGUAAUGAUUCCCUUGAGUAGUAUUCCAACAUACAAUGCCACAAUGGACUCCAACAGUUUUCUGAAAAACUGUUUCCAUAAGUUCCCUUACCCUACCAAAGCUGAGCUUUGCUACUUGACAGUUGUGACCAAGUACCCAGAAGAGCAGCUGAAGAUCUGGUUCACAGCCCAGAGGUUGAAACAGGGUAUCAGUUGGUCACCUGAGGAGAUUGAAGAUGCACGGAAAAAAAUGUUCAACACCGUCAUUCAGUCUGUGCCCCAGUCCACCAUCACAGUGUUGAAUACGCCUCUGGUUGCAACCCCUAAUAGUGUUCAGCAUCUCAUUCAGGCUAGUUUGCCUGGCCAUUCUGUCAGCAAACCUGAAGGAGCCGGUGGUGUGCUGGUUAGCCAACCCAUAAUAACAAACGGAUUUCAGAGUUCAGCCUCAUCACUCCCAAUAGCAGUAACCUCCAUUCCAAAGACCCAGGUAGCUAAACAGCCAUCCACUGUGUCAGUUUCUAGUUCUGCAUCGGCUGUGAAAGUGGUCAGUACCUCUCAGACGCAGCCCACUGCUUGCCCGAGCAUAUCUGCCCAAGAGUUCCUAGAUCCUAACAUAUACAAAAACAAGAAGUCUUUUGAACAGCUAUCUGCACUAAAGACUAGUUUCUGCCGGAAUCAGUUCCCUGGCCAAGUUGAAGUCGAGCGGCUGACAAAAAUCACGGGACUUAACAUAAGGGAGGUUCGAAAAUGGUUUAGUGAUAGGAGGUACCAUUGUAGAAAUGUAAAAGGCGGCAGAGCUGUAUAUGCUGGAGAUAAUACAAUAAUCAUAGACUCUGUGCCUGAAAUUACAUUCACCUCUUCUCCCAAAACAGCCUCGGAAUUACCCUCCGCAGCAGCAGCAAUGCCUACAACACAUACCCCGGUCCGUCGGCAGUCCUGGCAUCAGACUCCUGAUUUCUCUGCUAUCAAAUAUAAGGAGAGGGCUCCUGAGCAGCUGAAAGUAUUGAAAGGCAGCUUCGCACAGGAUCCUUUCCCCUCAGAGGCAGAAGUGGACCGUUUGAGGAGUGAAACUAAAAUGACAAGGAGAGAAAUCGACAGCUGGUUUUCAGAGCAAAGGAAAAGACAGGCUGUCAAAGAAACCGCCCAGCCAGGAGAGGAAGAUGCUGAAGGUGACUCUGGGGAAGAAGACUCCUCAGACGACUUGAGAGCUUCAAAUGAAAAUGGCUUGUCGGAUGCAGCCAAUAGCACUCAAACCGCGGGCGAACGCAAAGUGACCCCCAUAAAAAUCAACUUGAAGAAUCUCAAAGUCACCGAGUCGAAUGGCAAAAGCGAGUUGUCUGGCUUGAUUGUGGAUGAUCAGAGCGAGAGUUCUCCUGGCAAGUCAGCUGCACCCCAGAAACCCAAACUAACAAGUAAAAAAACAGCCCAGCAAAGGCAUUUGCUUAAACAGCUCUUUGUGCAGACCCAGCGGCCUACAAACGAGCAAUACGACAAACUGUGUCUGGAGUCGGGUCUUCCCAGGGCUGAAGUAAUUCGCUGGUUUGGGGAUAGCCGCUAUGGUUUAAAAAAUGGAAAUUUGAGAUGGUACAAGAACUACAAGCAAGGCAUCUUUCCCAAAGGCCUGGCUGGCUUUGGCGAUCCCAAAAUGGAGAUCCUCCAGGAAUACUUUCAAAAGAACAAGAUGCUCUACGAAGAUGAUCUCCCCAGUUUGGUUGAGAGAACUCAGAUGACGCCUGGGCAGGUCAGGAUUUGGUUUGCUGAAAGGCUGGAAGAAGAAAGCAGGCCAAUAUCAGACACUGGCAGCGAGGACCAGUGCUCAAGCAUUGGCGAGACAGCCGCCAGUCACAAAGGUGCGUCGGAUGCCUUUUCUGAGGCUUCUGAGAACAGUGAAUCCUGGGAGCCUGGAGGUCAAGAAGGCAGCUCAGAGCUAGUCGAUGGUGCUCCGCCCACAGGAUGUUUGGAAACGGACAGAACCGGUGCUGCCUCCCCUUGAAGGAUUUGGUGUUAAACUUGUGAAGACUCAGCAGCUGUGGGGCUGGUUGGAAUCUUUGUAGAAGGACCUGUGGAAAUACUGCCAUGAUGCCAAGAUCGGGUUUUCGCAAAGCUGUGGGGCUGGUUGGGGGGGGGGGCGCUUUGGAAUCUAGCAUAGGAGCAGAGCCUAGCACAGCAUCUGCAAAAUCCUUUUCUCUCCCCUGUGGCAUAGGACCUUCUAGUUUGUUUUCCACUGCCCCUCCCUGCCCCCCUUUUCGAACUUCAUAUCCAUCAGAAUCAACGUUUUAAAAUUAUCAGCUGGCCUUCAGAAGUAUCAUCAAUCUUGGGCAUUGUGUUAAACAUUCUCCUUUCAUAUACACAGAACUAUCAUUGACACAACGUAUUUUAGAUUUUUAGUGCUUGUUCUCUGAAAGCUGGAUCAUUGCAUAUAUUCUAACAUUUGGGUCUCUAGCUCUGGAAAUCGAGUAUAUUUGUGGGUGAUGAACAGUGUACCAAGCAGUACAUAAAGACAAUAGAGUUUGGAUCUUUAGAACCAUUUUUUGUUGAGCAUCAUGGAAGAAACCUUGGGUGCGGGACACACCCACCCAAAGAUGGCAUCAGGUAUUAUUUUGUCCUUCAUGUGAAAUAAUGUGACAUUAUCCUAGCAAAUAAGAUGCACCUGUUAAUCAAGUCUAAAAAAUUUUUUUUGUGGUAAAUCUUAACCCAAAAUUCUUUUUUUAAAAAAAUUCUUCUCACUAAGAAGGUUACUAAAAAAAACCCUGCAGGCUUGGAAACAAUUGUGAUUAUAAAGUCAUCUGAUUGGCAAAAUGCCAGAUUUUACUUACGAAAACCUCCAUGUACGGGUCAAAGCUGCUUAGAUCUCCUACUUUACUUUUUCCUGUGUUGGCUUCAUCCUAGCCAUUGAUUAGCUGGAAUAAAUUGCUGGCAAGUUUAAGCUAUGUUGAGGUGCAGAACCUUCACAGAUGGAUUCUAGUAUCAGUAGAGAGAGGCCUGCAUGUUGGCUGCUUGUUGUUUUGAAAGGGUUUCAUUUCAUUGACUUAAUGUUGUAUGGAAUCUGUAAUUUAAAAUGCCAGGAUUUUACUUUUAGCAGCAAGGAAAUAUUUAUUUAAAUGCAGGAGAUUGGUAGCACUAAUUAAUUAGCUGUUUUGUUUGGUAGGCAACAUGUGCUUUGGCUUCGGCCUUGAGAAUCUUCUCUGUGUAGUAUCAGGUCCCAGCUUUGUAUUGCACUUGUGUUGAGCAUUCCUCUGAAAGUCCCAAGAAACCCCGUCAUCUCCUGUUAAAGGAUAUUGAAUAGCAGUUGCUUGGAAAAGCGUGGAGAGCCACUUCCUGUCAGAGUGGAUGGCACCGCGCUGGUCUUGACAAGGCAGCUUCAUAUAUUUAUGCCUUUUAUGGCAACUCUUCUGCUAAUAAGCUGGCAGACUUCUUGUUGUCCAUUCUAUCUAGUUCUGACCACUCAAAAGCCUUCCACGUUCUUAAGCAUCAUGGCAAUUCAGUCUAUUAUCCAAUGCUGUGUGUUCCGCGCUUGUGCAGAACGGCCUGUCUUGGGAUUGCUGAUAAGUCUUGAAAGCUACGUAGAUCAAAGCAAGGAUGAGGCCUGAAUCCAAGGGUGGCUGAUACUGAGUAGGCGUGUGCCCCAGGUUGGUAGCUUAAGGGGGCAAGUGAUGCUUUCAGAGAACAUGGGCAGGUAAGCGACUCGAGGCACCGUUCUCCCAGCAACGUGAAGGCCAGUUCCCAUUGUCAUGAGCCAGAGAAACAAGACAAAGCCUCCCAAGCACUUGAGCAGCCCUGUUCACCGCAAUAGAGCUGGUGUGGGAGAAAUUCGUGUUAGGCUGUGCUUUCCAGGAUUUUCUUACAUGCAAGUUUGUUUUCAUAUACACAUAUACAGUGCAGUUAUCAUUAUUUUAUGCCUAGAGUCUCCAUUAAGAUGUACAUGUAGAGGCUGUGCCAUAAUUACAUUGGAAAACUAAUCUAGCUCUUUCAUGAACGUGUGGGCUUCGUGUACUCUUGAGAGGUUUGAUGGCUGACUGGCAGUAGCUAUUACUCAGUUUACUGGCAUAAAAGGAUUACUGAAGUUGCAGUUCUCAACAUAUCUUUGGAAAGCAACUUCUGCUGGUGGAGAGAUUCAGUCCCAUGGGUGGAUAGUUAGGGAUGGGCAAGUUUAGUGGCAAGCUUAAAAAAACAUCCCAUCGUAGGCCAGGACUACAAGUUCAGGCAAAUCUUUGGCCAGGGCCAAUUAUGCUCCCCAUCUGAUUUAGAGGAAUAGUAAUGUGUCAAAUUAAUUGCAAGGAGAGACGUAGAAGAAGAAGAGUUUGAAUUUAUAUCCCCCCUUUCUCUCCUGCAGGAGACUCAAAGGGGCUUACAAGCUCCUUGCCCUUUCCCCCUCACAACAAACACCCUGUGAGGUAGGUAGG